Heterobasidion irregulare TC 32-1 is the source of this 852-nucleotide messenger RNA. RefSeq lists its product as uncharacterized. NCBI's taxonomy places the organism in Eukaryota, Fungi, Basidiomycota, Agaricomycetes, Russulales, Bondarzewiaceae. Gene Ontology annotation, cellular component: cytosol. The annotation marks the transcript as partial. The transcript is spliced from 7 exons. The record is from RefSeq and is a predicted model, not a curated record. Gene Ontology annotation, molecular function: mRNA binding.
UCAGGUGACAUUAAGAGUGUUGAAGAACAAGGCAAUGGACGAUGCAUGGACGUGACCUUUCACAGUCACGACGCCGCCAGGAAAGCGCUUUGCAUGUCGGGAUACACCGUGGCGGGGAUACCACUUAAUGUAACGGCUAUGACGCCGCCGCGGCCGCCCCGCAACUUCGGUCACACAAAACCGACAGACACGCGUCGCAAUCUCUAUGUCCUUGGAUUGCCAUUCGAUUUGUCCAAGUUGGAGUUCACAGAGCUUUUCUCGCGCUAUGGUACUGUUUCGCAUUGUGUCAUUCUAGCUACGGUCGACAAUGCUUCUCGCCGACGAGGGUUCGUCGUAAUGUCGAGCAAUACGGAAGCAAGGACUGCCAUGGCUGCAUUGUCUCGCACGGAGAUCAGGCAACUAACAAAUUGCAGUGGGAGUGUCAUCGAUGUGUCUUGGGCCGUUGUGCAACGUUCCCAAGGAUUUCUUGAUGGGGGAGAUCGCGCAAUGUUAACUGAUUCUGGGUUUCAGCCACCCCGCGAUCCUUCUCCUGAAGAUGUGCUUGAACAACACCAGCCACUGGCUAUUCUGCAGUCACCGACAGGGAUUGCGACCUUGCUCGUAACAAACUUGCCCAUUGUUCUCUUCUGGCAGGCCGCUGAUCUGGAGCCUCUGUUCUAUCCUUUCGGCGAGGUCAAAAAAAUUGAGAGAUUACCCUCCUCUCCUUCAUCUUCUGCCUCUUAUUCUCCUGUGAUGUCUGUGGUCGUUACCUAUGUUUCUGCUAGUAGCGCUCAGGAGGCAAAGAAUAUUCUUCAUGGACAAGUAUAUGCUGAUCAAACACUCUGUGUCGAAUUCAUUACGCCAUCCGGUACU